This is a messenger RNA of Aspergillus versicolor CBS 583.65, 1910 nucleotides long. RefSeq lists its product as uncharacterized. The coding region runs from base 145 to 1740 and encodes 531 amino acids. Gene Ontology annotation, biological process: carbohydrate transport; transmembrane transport. Gene Ontology annotation, molecular function: carbohydrate:proton symporter activity. The transcript has a single exon. The record is from RefSeq and is a predicted model, not a curated record. NCBI's taxonomy places the organism in Eukaryota, Fungi, Ascomycota, Eurotiomycetes, Eurotiales, Aspergillaceae. Gene Ontology annotation, cellular component: membrane.
UUUUAAUCCGACAAGUAGACCCUGGUGUGCGGCGGGCUAGCAUAAAAUGCAUCUCGUGCCGUCCAGUCCGCAUGCCCUCAUAGUACGCCGAGGAUAAACAACCAUUAUUACAACCCCGUCUCCUUUCUCGACAAGCACACCAGAAUGGCCGGGUCACACAAUGAUAGAGCACCGCCUGUGCACUACAGUGCCGAGUUCCAGGGUCUGGCUCUCGCCGAUGUCAUUCCUCAAGACCGCCAGCCGUGGUAUCGCGACUGGACCCUGUGGAAGCUCAAUGCACUCCUUCUCAGCUGUCUCCUGACGCAAACUGCGACGGGCUUCGACGCGAGUAUGAUCAACGGCAUGCAGUCUCUGCCGCAGUGGCAGAAGUUCUUUGGAAAUCCAAUGGGCACGGAGCUCGGUGCAAUGACGUUUGGGCCCAAUGGAGGCGUCCUCAUCUCAAUUCUCAUCUCGGCCCAGCUAUGUGACUGGUUCGGACGCCGCGUGCCAAUAUUCAUCGGAUCCAUCAUCAUUGUCUUGGGCUCUGCCAUCCAAGCUGCCUCCACCAACUAUGCAAUGUUCGUCGCCUCGCGCUUUGUUAUCGGUUUUGGUCUAGGGAUCGUCUCUACCGCUGCUCCUCCUCUGUUAUCGGAAGUUGCAUAUCCAACCCACCGCGGCCAAAUUGUGUCCUUCUUUCUAGUCUCGUGGCCUCUUGGCGCACUGAUGGCGGCUUGGAUCACAUACGGCACGUUCAGCAUGCAGAAUUCGUGGGCCUGGCGCCUUCCCAGCCUGCUGCAAUGUACAUUCUCAAUCGUCCAGGCUGUGCUCUGCAUGUUCGUUCCAGAGUCACCAAGAUGGCUCAUCUACAAAGGCCGCUAUGAAAAGGCGUUCGAUAUCUUGGUCAAGUGGCAUGGCUACGGGGACAAUCAGUCGCAGCUGGCUCGCUUUGAAAUGGAAGAGAUCACAGCUACACUUGAGAUGGAAAAGCUCCAGAACAAGUCUCGAUGGGCCGAGUGGAUAUCCAGCAAGGGAAACAUGCACCGUCUUUUCAUCGCCUUAUAUAUUCCAGUCAUGCUACAGUGGUCUGGAAACGCCCUUACAUCCUAUUAUCUGAGCAAAGUGUUAAACUCGAUUAACAUCACUGAUUCGAAAACCCAGCUUAUUAUCAACGGGUGCACCCAAAUCUGGAGCUUUCUAACAGCCUGUCUGUUCGCUACCCUUGUUGAUAAAGCCGGCCGCCGCAGACUCUUCCUCCUCGGUAUGCUGGGAAUGGGUAUUUCCUACAUUAUUUGGACUAUUUGCUCCGCACGUAACGAACAGACUAAUUUCCAACACCAGGGCUAUGCAGGCGCUGUAAUUGCUAUGAUCUUUGUCUUCUCGCUAUGGUACCAUGCCUGUUCCCCAAUCGGUGCCACAUAUAUCAUGGAAAUAGCACCUUAUUCGCUCCGCGCAAAGGCGUCCAUGUUAUACCAGCUCACGGGCAACUUGGCCAUGGCUUUUAAUGCCUUUGUCAAUCCGGUCGCAAUGGAGGCUAUAUCCUGGAAGUACUACAUCGUGUGGUGUGCUGCUAUCGGGUUGCACUUUGUCUUGAUCUGGUUCUUCUUCCCUGAGACCAAAGGCAGGGCACUAGAGGAAGUGGCGGAGAUUUUCGACGGACCCAGUGCUGCCACUAGCCCGAAUGCUAUAAAGCGGUUGGAUACGAACAAAGAUGAGCAGGACACUGCUGCUAAGCCUGCUGUCCAACAUGUUGAUGGCGCUUGAUUGCAGAGUAUUGGGGAAUUGGCUGUGGUGAUUGUUUGUAUGUUUUCUAAGCUGUAUGUCCGCGCAUUCGUCGGACCGAACUUCUAGCUCGAGAAUGGUCUCGUCUUAGCCUUGAGCUUUGCCUGUCCAACGUGUUCUGAAUCAAAUCUCGAUCAAAUAAACAAUAUAGC